Tinamus guttatus (white-throated tinamou) is the source of this 228-nucleotide messenger RNA. RefSeq names its product cytochrome c oxidase assembly factor 5 (gene COA5). Gene Ontology annotation, biological process: mitochondrial respiratory chain complex IV assembly. NCBI's taxonomy places the organism in Eukaryota, Metazoa, Chordata, Aves, Tinamiformes, Tinamidae. Gene Ontology annotation, cellular component: mitochondrion. The record is from RefSeq and is a predicted model, not a curated record.
AUGCCCAAGUACUACGAGGAGAAGGAGGUGGACGGGCAGGCGUGCGCCGGCGUCAGGGAGGAUCUGCGGCAGUGCCUGCUGGAGAGCGCCUGCGUGCUGCACGAGAACAAGAGCCCUAGACAGUGCUUGAAGGAGGGCCACUGCAGAAGUUUGCAAAUGACAUUUUUUGCGUGUAAAAGGUCCAUGCUGGAUACCAGAGCAAGGUUCCGAGGAAGGAAGGGCUACUGA